AUGAGCGAGGACGACGACGAAGAAAGAAACGAGUUAACACUGAGACGUUCACUUUUCGAAGAAUCAGAUCUGUUGUUCUCAAACCAACAACCCUCGACGACUGUGUGCCGUUUGGCGUCCAAUCCGACGAAUCCUUCCCCUCCCGAGAGGGUAACGACUUUCACCAACACCGCGUCGAAGAAGACAACAAAGAAGACGAAGAAGAAAAAAACGAACGACGAUAAAGAAGAAGUGCAACAACAACAACAACAACAACAACAAAACCCCAACAAUAACGAGAAGUCGUCCCGGUCGUCGAUGGAAAACGAACUCGUCGUAAAAGUCGCGUGCAAAGUAUACGCGUGCGAGGAAGUGUGCGAAAACAAAUACCAGAUUCGGUCGAAAACGUGUCGCUCGUGCUUAAACGCCAAAGAGGUAUUCGUCGAAAAAGGAGACGAGAUGGCGUCGCGGUUUUGUCAAAAGUGCACCAAGUUUCACGGCGUGGAUAUGUUUGAAGGCGGAAGGAAAGCGUGUAAGAUGAGUUUGAAGAAAGUACAGGAGAAGAACAAGGUUAUUUUCGCGAAGCAAAAGAUGUUGUUGAAGGAGUGGGAGGAGGCGAUGACGCGGAGGACGACGACGACGACGACGACGACCGCGGUGAAGAGGAGUACGAAGGCGAAGAAGGAAAAGAAGAAGACGAAGAGCCAGGAGAAUUUGUCGGAGGAAUCCAAAGAUAGGAAUACCAUUACGACUAGCGAUACUCAGACCAUGAACAACCGGAAAACGAUGAUUUUGAAACCGUGCACGAUGGACAGUUUGUACUCUACAGACGAAGGCCACGAAUCGAAAGCCGCGGCGGCGGGUGCGCCAAUCGUAACGAAAACAAUGGGACGCGACCAACAACAAUCAUGGCCCGCCAUCGUCGCCGUCAAUCGCGUCGAUCGGUUACUCGAAGCAAUAAAAGCCGAGAAAAGAAAAGAAAGUUUACUGGGUUUGAAUUUGGUUAAACGACGGAAACGCGGUGAAGAAGAAGACGAAGAUUUGGUGAUGGCUGCCGCUCGAGAAGAAGAAGGUCGACGAGAAGAAGAAGAAAAAGAAGAAGAAGAAGGAAUAGACGAUCCGAUGGAAGGGGAGGAAGGAGAAGAUGACGAUGAACGUAAAGAGCAUACCGACAACGCGAAGAAGCCGCCGAAGAUAAAAAAACUUCCAUCUUUGGUCUCAAACAUACUCGUUCGAUCGAUCACGCCGACGCUCUCUGGUGUUGUUCGAUCGAUCACGCCGACGCUGUAUCGCGAAGCGAUGGAGUCCAAAUUGAAUGAGUUUCGCGGACUGUCCUCCAAGCUCUCGCCGCCGCCGCCGCCAAAGGAUUGA
Bathycoccus prasinos is the source of this 1350-nucleotide messenger RNA. RefSeq lists its product with no specific name. NCBI's taxonomy places the organism in Eukaryota, Viridiplantae, Chlorophyta, Mamiellophyceae, Mamiellales, Bathycoccaceae. Gene Ontology annotation, cellular component: nucleus. The record is from RefSeq and is a predicted model, not a curated record. The transcript has a single exon. Gene Ontology annotation, molecular function: DNA binding. The coding region runs from base 1 to 1350 and encodes 449 amino acids.